Eruca vesicaria subsp. sativa (arugula) is the source of this 315-nucleotide messenger RNA. The record is from the annotation of a GenBank genome assembly. Lineage: Eukaryota; Viridiplantae; Streptophyta; Magnoliopsida; Brassicales; Brassicaceae.
AUGGCGAUAAAGAAGUCGAACAAAGUGGCAGCGUCUCAAGUAGGAUCUCUAAAGAAAAUCUUGAAGAGAUGCUCAAGUCUUGGAAAGAAGAAUCAAGGUAAUUGCUACUUCAAAGACGUGCCAAAAGGCCACUUCCCUAUCUACGUUGGUCAACAUCGGAGUCGCUACGUGGUGCCAAUCUCAUGUCUAGAUCAUCCUGAGUUUCAGUCACUCCUCCAACAAGCCGAGGAAGAGUUUGGGUUCGAGCAUGAAAUGGGCCUCACUAUCCCUUGUGAUGAAGUUGUCUUUCAAUCACUCAUCUCCAUGUUCACAUAG